Drosophila suzukii is the source of this 2184-nucleotide messenger RNA. The record is from RefSeq and is a predicted model, not a curated record. NCBI's taxonomy places the organism in Eukaryota, Metazoa, Arthropoda, Insecta, Diptera, Drosophilidae.
AUGGACACCGAUAGAUCCGAUUCGGACGAUUCCAAAAUGAAGACAAACGAGUACAAUGCCCCACCUCAUGAAGACAGGGGAAAGAAGAUCAGAUAUACUUACCAGAGCUCUGAAGAUGGAUCGGAUGGAGAUCAGACGGCCAGAAUGCCGGCCGAUGUGAAUGAGCGACCCUCCGGCGAAUCGGAGAGGAUCUCAGCAAGCGAGUGUACUCCGCCCGACAAAGAUCCGGAUCCGGUGACCAUCGGUGAUAUCCUAAACAAUCGCUAUCAUGCUAUAAAGAAACUGGGCUCGGGCCACUUUUCCACCGUCUGGCUGUGCUUCGACUGCACCGCGGAGCGCUACUGUGCUGUCAAGGUGGUCAAAUCGGCGGAAACCUACAUGGAAACCGCUCGCGACGAGAUCCGUCUACUGUGCGCCAUGGACGAGUUCGAAGGCCAUCCGCUGAGAAAGCGCAUCGUAGAGUUCAUUGAUCAUUUUUACAUGACCGUAUCGCAUUGCACCCAUCUCUGCCUGGUGUUCGAAGUGCUCGGUGACAAUCUAUUCACCCUGAUCCAGAAGUCUCGCUUCAGUGGUCUGCCCAUAAAAAAUGUGAAGCAAAUAGCCAAGCAGGUCCUCGAGGGCCUGUACUUUUUGCACAACAAGUGCCACAUAAUCCACACCGAUUUGAAGCCGGAGAACGUGCUCGUGGUGAACAGCGAUGCGGCCGUCCGGGGACAGGUCAACCAGACCAUCAAUAGAUUUCUGAAGGCCCAGUCUAAGCUUAGGAAAUCUGGACAUGGCUCUGCACGCGGCAGCCUGAGUGACCGGGAGAGGAAUCGCUGUCGCAAUCCGGACUGCAUCAAGCUGACCAAGACGGCCAAGAGGAAGCAGCGGGCGCGGGUCAAGAGGCUGGUUACCUUCUUCCAUGGCCAUCGCCGUUGGCUCCGCCUCGAGGCCAUCGAUGAUCUUCUGUCCCUGGCCAAACAGGGCCAACUUUCGCGUGACACCGCUGCCAUGGGCGUCACUGGCAAGCUGACCUUCAUGCCCUUUAACUUCGACGGGCUGCAGAUCCUUGACGAACACCAGGUGGAGUAUAUAGAGAAUAUCCCCAUCGUUGAACGGGUGGGCGAUAUGCCAGCGGAGCCUCCUAACCGCGACCCCAAUGGUGGACCUAAUGGCGUUCGUAAUGUCGAUAGGCGUUCCCGCGCACGCCGCAGAGAAGACAGAGAGGAAGAUAGCGAUAGUGAAGUGGUCGGCAGUUACGACGAGGAGCCGGAGGAAUGCGUUGACCCCGUGGGCCUUCUGAUCCACAGCCCGAAGAAUUUUAUGCAGUAUGCCCUAAAGAAAGCCAUGGCUUCGGAUCGCGCACAGUCUCCCCAUCAUCAGCCUACUAGGCGCAGCGUCAGGCGGGGCUCAACUAGCCAUCAAAGGCGAAGGAAAAAAACAGGAUCGGUAGUACCGAAUCCGGCUAAGAACGAGGCCUACAUGAAGCGGAAAAGGGAGGCCAAUUUGUUGGCUUACCUUCAGGGCAAGGACCCGGCCACCGAGUUCUGUGAGGUGAAUGUGAAGAUUGCCGACAUGGGCAAUGGCUGUUGGUUCCAUCACCACUUCGCCGACGACAUACAGACCCGAGAGUACAGGGCCGUGGAGGUGAUCCUUGGGGCCGGCUACAGCGAGACCGCGGACAUUUGGAGUGCUGCCUGCUUGUUCUGGGAAAUGGUCACCGGCGAUUAUCUGUUUACACUCAAGAAGCCUCGCGGACGGGCCAGCCUGGAUGAGACCCACAUUGCCGCCAUUAUCGAGACUUGUGGAGCCCUUCCCCGUAGCGUGGUCGAGAGUGGCGAAUACUCGUCGGAGAUCUUCAAGUCUAAUGGCCAGCUUCGGCACAUCAAACACUUGAAGACCCGCAAACUGACCAGUACCCUGGUGAACCAGUACGGCUGGCCGCGCCACGAGGCCCGACACUUUGUCUGCUUCAUCAGACCCAUGUUGGACACGGAUCCGCACCAACGCAUUUCUGCCCGGGAUGCCCUGAACAACUGUUGGUUGUCCUUGGGAGGCUGCGAUUGCUGUAAGGACAAGCCCAAGCCGCGUAGGGGUCGUGGUCGCGAGCACAUGGGGUCCAGCGAGGACGAAUCGCGUCCUGGUACACCAGAUCCCAGGUCGAGCAACGACAAUCCAAACGAACACCAGGUCCUUUACUAG